CCACUGCUUCCUCUCGCGGCACAGUGAUGCGGGCGGGCGGUGGGAAAAGUGGAAGACGCUACUCGCAGCGAACCGCCGCCGCCGCUUCCGAGGCCUCACCAAAAUGGCCGCCGCCGUCUCGGCCGCCACCACCAACACCACCGCCACCAACAGCUCACUAUCGCUACCGCCGGCGCGGCCCGUCCUCUCGCGAGAAACAGUAACUGGAGCUAGUUAGCAGUGGAGCAUGGGCUUCUGGAUUCAUAUGGCAGUCCACUUAUGUAGACCUGCUUCAUUUCACACAAGGGUUGUUUAGUCUCUUAAGUUGUCACCGACUCAAUACAACCCCAUGGACUGCAGGACGCCCGGUUUCCUCGCCUUUCGCUAUUUCCCGGAGAAUGUAG
Molecule: messenger RNA, 383 nt
Organism: Capra hircus (goat)
Lineage: Eukaryota; Metazoa; Chordata; Mammalia; Artiodactyla; Bovidae
Source: RefSeq, a predicted model, not a curated record